GGUUAGUGAGAGAGCUGCUAUCACUGUAGGUAAACAAGUGUAGAGAAAUCAGAGAGCUCGUACGCCAAAGCUCAGGCUCCCUGAGCAGAUAUUUGAACUGGUGAGAAGCGGGGAUCGAAGGAGAGGCUAGACAGCUUGCCUUACCUGUGUUCCCAGUCCAGAGCAUAUCCAGCAAAGGCAAGAAAAAGCUUUCCUGUAGUAAAGAGGGGAAAAAAGGUAAAGUGGGGAAAGAGACACUUUGGGAGCAGAAGAAAAAGAGCAUCUGGGGGAAUAACUGUGAUGGAAAACCUGCCCGUCUAUCACGGACCCAUCGGCAAGGACGAGGGAGAAAGGCGGCUGGGCCAGGACGGCCGAGACGGGUGCUACCUAGUCCGCAACAGUGACACCGUGGAGGGUGUCUACUGCCUGUGUGUGCUAUGCCAAGGAUACGUCUACACAUAUAGAAUCCACAGAGAUGAUGCAGGCUCAUGGGCAGCAGAGACCACUCCUGGUGUGCAGAAACGAUAUUUCCGGCAAAUCAAGAAUUUGAUAGCAGCUUUUCAGAAGCCUGGACAAGGAAUUGCCAUGCCUCUGCUCUACCCUGUCACCGCUCAGAGACGGGCACAGACACACACAGAGGAGUCCGGUAAUAGCCCGUCGACGACGGAGAGCAGCCCGAACCCUUACUUCCAGCAGCGGAUGCCACAUGCUGCACAGGGACAGAAAAACAGGAACAAGAAGGAGGUGCGACAAGCUUUUGGUUAGGGGCGAACCCUAAGCUGCACCACUGACCUCAUUUCUAAGCAGAAAUACUGCCAGGGCACCAUUCCUGCUGUUUGCGUUUUUUGCAUAAUGUGCAUCAAGUAAAUGUCAUUCCCCCCCCCUAUUUGCUACAUUGAGCUCAUUUAGGCUCCAGCAGUGACUCAGAUCUCAGCCUCCUUCUACUUCUUUUUUUUUUUUUGCAUAUGCAGCACAGAAAGUGCCCCCCCCCCCUCCUCCCCUCUUAACUUUCUGGGAUGUAAAAGAUUCAGCUGCAGAACCAUUAAUAUCCAU
Messenger RNA from Neolamprologus brichardi, 1032 nucleotides. RefSeq names its product SH2 domain containing 1A duplicate b (gene sh2d1ab). The record is from RefSeq and is a predicted model, not a curated record. Lineage: Eukaryota; Metazoa; Chordata; Actinopteri; Cichliformes; Cichlidae. Gene Ontology annotation, biological process: regulation of signal transduction; regulation of immune response.